CUCCUUUGCACUACCCAUCCUCUUCACCCUCUAAUUAAAUCCAACAUGAAGGAGGCAAUAAGGUGUUGCAUCUCAUGCAUCCUCCCUUGCGGCGCUCUUGAUGUCAUCCGUAUCGUCCAUGCCAAUGGCCGCGUGGAAGAGAUCAGCCAUGCCAUUCAAGCAGGCGACAUCACCCGAGCCUACCCUAAUCACGUCCUCCGCAAGCCACCUUCCCCCGCAUCCAUUGAUGAUGAUUCCACAGCUUCAGCCUCUCGGGAGUCGGUAAUUCUACCGCCCACGGCGGAACUCAAGCGUGGAAAGAUUUACUUUCUUAUGCCGGUUUCGGGGAAGGCGGGGGCGAGGGGGGCAAGGAGGAGGGAGAUGGGAGGAGAGGAGGGGAGAAGGGUGGAGAUGAUAAAAGAGAGAGUUUUGGUGGAGAGGCAGAGGGAUAGAAGAAGGGGGAGGGUGGGGGUGUGGAGGCCGCACCUUGAUAGUAUAUCUGAGAUGAUGGGGCAUGAUUUGUAGUUAUGUGAUCCGAUCUUCAAUGCCUUUUCUUUCUUCUUCUUUUUUUCUUUGAAUUUUAAUUUCAUUUUGUUUGAUGCGUGGUCCUACUAAUGUUAAUUACUCUUGCUAUUUUCCUGAAUAUAUAUAUUUUUUGUGUGUAA
Molecule: messenger RNA, 644 nt
Organism: Dendrobium catenatum
Lineage: Eukaryota; Viridiplantae; Streptophyta; Magnoliopsida; Asparagales; Orchidaceae
Exons: 1
Coding region: 46-504 (152 amino acids)
Source: RefSeq, a predicted model, not a curated record